UUGGACAAGAAAAGCCGGCCUCACCAGCUCAUACCAAGGAGGACUUUGUCAAUUUCACCAGUCCCCCAUUGUUAAUUGUCCAUUUCCUUCCAUUUCUCUCAUAUUCUUUCAUCAUUCUCAGAGCCCUUCUGUUUUCACGCAUGGUUCAUUUUCAUGGCUCAAAAACUCUUCAACUGGGUUUUCAGUUUGAUGUUAAUAAGCUUGUUUGUGUCCUCAGGGGGCGACGACGCUGAAACCCUUCUCAAGUUCAAGAGCUCUUUGUCAAAUAACUUUGCACUCAGCAACUGGGCUAACUCCACCGUGCCAUGCGCCAACAACACUCCAAAAUGGACUGGCCUGCUCUGCUCUGAUGGGAAUGUGCUUGGACUCAGGCUCGAGAACAUGAACCUCUCCGGUCUCAUAGACAUUGACACGCUUGCUCAGCUGCCAUUGUUGCGUUCUUUAAGUUUCAUGUAUAAUAACUUCGAUGGUCCAAUGCUUAGUGUCAAGAAACUUGCUUCAUUGAGAGCCUUGUAUUUGUCUUACAACAAGUUUUCUGGCGAGGUUCCUGAAGACGCAUUUUCUGGGAUGAAUAAUCUGAAGAAGCUUCAUCUCGCAGGAAACCAGUUCAAGGGUAAAAUUCCCAUAUCAGUCGCCACGGAAAAACUGGUUGAGUUGAGCAUUGAGGACAACCAAUUUGAAGGCAAAAUUCCAAAUUUUCCAGGUACCGCGCAGCUCACUACGCUGAAUAUGGCAAAUAACAGAUUAGAGGGAAAGAUACCAGCUAGCCUUAGUAAAUUCAAUCCUUCUUCAUUUACAGGUAACAAAGGUUUAUGUGGAAAGCCUUUGAAAGCAUGCACUUCAUCAAAGAAGAAAACCAUCCUCAUAAUUGUGGUGAUAGUUGCAGCUGUAAUUCUAGUUGCACUAGCCACCAUUGUUGGAAUUUUUUACAGACGCAGCAAAAGAUCCAAAACUCCCAAUGGGCUGAACAAAAGCGAAGAGAUAGGAGCCUUUCAUGCGUACGGGUCUUCUGAUAUGGGGCAGAAGGAAAAGGAGCUCCCAUAUUCGUCAGAUCAAUUGGGUGGCGAAAAUGGGAAGCUGCACUUUGUUAGGAAUGAUCGGGAGAGAUUCGAGUUGGAAGACUUACUCAGGGCCUCUGCCGAGGUGCUGGGCAGUGGCAGCUUCGGUUCAUCAUACAAGGCUGUGCUUUUGAGUGGACCUGCCAUGGUGGUUAAGAGGUUUAGACAAAUGAGCAAUAUUGGAAAGGAAGACUUUCAUGAACACAUGAGAAAGCUUGGAAGUCUGUCACAUCCUAAUUUACUUCCCCUGGUCGCCUUCUUCUAUAGUAAACAAGAGAAGCUUCUUGUUUCUGACUUUGUUCCCAAUGGCAGCUUGGCUAGUCAUCUCCAUGGGAAACCACCUGGUCAGCCUGGGCUUGACUGGCCAAUCCGACUGAAGAUCAUCAAAGGAGUAGCAAAGGGAUUGGCUUGUCUUUACAGAGAGUUCCCUGGUGCAGCACUGCCUCAUGGUCAUCUAAAAUCUUCAAAUGUGCUGCUGGAUCAUUCUUUUGAACCUUUCUUGACUGAUUAUGCACUAGUGCCAUUGAUGAACAAAGAGCAUGCUGAAUCAUACUUGGUGGCAUACAAGUCCCCAGAGUUCAACCAAAGCGACCGCCGCAUUACAAGGAAGACUGAUGUGUGGAGCCUUGGAAUACUAAUUCUGGAGCUGCUAACUGGCAAGUUCCCUGGUAAUUACCUGAAGCAAGGAAAUGGAUGGAAUGCAGACUUGGCAGCCUGGGUGAACUCAGUUGUGAGAGAAGAGUGGACUGGGGAGGUGUUUGAUAAAGAUUUGAAAGGGACUAGAAAUGGAGAGGGUGAAAUGUUGAAGCUGUUGAAGAUUGGAAUGUGUUGCUGUGAAUGGAAUGCUGACAGAAGAUGGGAUUUGAGAAUGGCCUCUGAGAAGAUUCAGGAGUUGAAGGAGAGAGAUAGUAAUACUGAUGUUGAUGAUUCUUCUUCCUACAAUAGCGAAGAAUUUAAUGGCUACUCUUCAAGGGCACCGACUGACGAUGAUGAUUUCUCUUUUUCAGUAUAUGGUUGAUUUCCUUAGGUUUUUGCAGUUUGAUUUUAGUUUUUAUCUUUCAAAUUACAGAUUUUUUUUUUUUUUUAAUACCUUUGGUAAAGACAUUAAGUAACAGGAAGCCGGUUCAGAGAUGGUUGCUCUUUUUACUGUGUUUUCGUGGAAAGCAUGAGGCUUUAAAUGUUAUUAGGCCUUGGCCUAUUGGGUUU
This is a messenger RNA of Mangifera indica (mango), 2264 nucleotides long. RefSeq names its product probable LRR receptor-like serine/threonine-protein kinase At4g31250. Lineage: Eukaryota; Viridiplantae; Streptophyta; Magnoliopsida; Sapindales; Anacardiaceae. Bases 154 to 2076 code for a protein of 640 amino acids. The record is from RefSeq and is a predicted model, not a curated record. Gene Ontology annotation, molecular function: ATP binding; protein kinase activity; protein binding. Gene Ontology annotation, biological process: protein phosphorylation. The transcript is spliced from 3 exons.